This is a messenger RNA of Triticum turgidum subsp. durum (durum wheat), 1422 nucleotides long. The record is from the annotation of a GenBank genome assembly. Lineage: Eukaryota; Viridiplantae; Streptophyta; Magnoliopsida; Poales; Poaceae.
AUGACGCACGAUGCAGCCGCCGAAGCCACCACCACGAAGCUGCUCGCCGUGCUCGACAAGCCACGGCGGAACUUGUACGCCUUCGCCUGCGUCACGCUCGCCUCCAUCACCACCAUCCUCACGGGCUACAAUCUCGCCUUGAUGAGCGGCGCGGAGCUCUUCAUCCGCGAGGACCUGGGCCUCACCGACACGCAGGUCGAGCUGCUCGCGGGGUCCAUGAACGUGUUCAUGCUCGUGUCCAUCCUAUUCUCCGGCUGGACGGCCGACCUCCUGGGCCGCCGCGUCACGCUUGUGGUCGCCAACGCCUUCCUCAUGGCCGGCGCGCUCGCCAUGUCCCUCGGCGGCAGCUACGCGGCGCUCGUGGCUGCACGCUUCGUCACCAGCAUCGGCAUGGGGCUCGCCCUCGUCGUCGCGCCGGUCUACAACGCCGAGAUCUCGCCGCCGUCCACGCGCGGCGUGCUCUCGUCGCUGCUCGACAUUUUUAUCAACGUCGGCAUCCUUCUUGGCUACACGUCUAACUACGCCUUGGCCGGACUGCCGGUGCACCUCGCCUGGCGCAUCAUGUAUGCCAUCGGGGUGCUCCCGCCCGUGCUCCUAGCCGUGGGAGUGCUCGCCAUGCCGGAGUCGCCUCGAUGGCUCGCCAUGCGCGGACGCCACGCCGACGCGCGCGCGGUGCUCUUGCGCACCUCCGACACCGCCGCGGAGGCCGACCUCCGCCUAGAGGACAUCAACCGGGCCCUUGAUGCGCCACAGGCUGCUGGCUCCGUGUGGCAGGAGCUGAUCGUCCGGCCGUCGGCGACAGUCAGGCGAAUCCUCGUCUGCGUUGUCGGGCUGCACUUCUUCCAGGAGGCGUCCGGCAUCGACGCCGUCGUUCUGUACAGCCCGCUCGUGUUUAAGAAGGCCGGCAUGUCCACGAAUAGCUCCGUACUGGGCGCCACCGUGGCCGUCGGGGUCGUCAAGACGUGCUUCAUCUUCGUGGCCAUGCUCCUGGUCGACCGCGUCGGCCGGCGCCCGCUCCUGCUGGCCAGCGCCGGCGGCGUCGCAGUGUCCUUCACCGCUCUGGCGCUCACGCUGUGCGUCCGCGAGACGUCGUCGGCGAGCGCGGCCGUGUGCGUGGCGUCCGUGAUGGCGUUCGUGGCGGCGUUCUCGAUCGGGUUCGGGCCGCUCGCGUCCACGUACGCCGCGGAGAUCUUGCCGCUGCGGCUGCGGGCACAGGGCGCGAGCCUCGGCAUGGCGGUGAACCGGCUGACGUGCGGGGCGGUGAGCAUGUCGUUCAUAUCGCUCGCCGGGUGGAUAACGAUGCCUGGGUGCUUCUUCCUUUACGCCGGCGUGGCGGCGACGGCGUGCGUGUUCGUGCACAUGUGGCUGCCGGAGACGAGGGGCCGGAGCUUGGAGGAUAUGGAUGUCCUCUUCGCCAAAUGA